AUGGACAUCUUCAUGUUCAAUAUCGCGUGGGCUGCCACUGCAAUGGACAUCAAGAUCGAGUUUGCGAACAUACUCCACAAACAUCCAUACCCAACUACCCCGCGCUUGCACUUCCAUGUCGACUUAUGGACCGGAAACCGUCGCGGAAAAGGCAUAUUAACAAUCCCUUAUAAAGAAUAUGGACAGAAGUUCCUCGCAGCUUACGGAUUAUCGGGGAUCAUCUUGAAGGGACGCCCCAUCAGAUUCAGAGAAAGUAACAGGCCACUGAGCGAACCACGAGUGAACAUGUUACGAGACAACCCGUGGCAGGAUCCUCGCGAGCUGCAAAAGGAGAGAGAUAGAAUCGCGGUGGAUUCGUCAAGCAUUAACAUAAAGACAUUUUCUUUUGGACGAUUUUGUCGGGACGGUUCGUUUUCGGCGGAAGUCACAUUUGACGGUCGUGUGGACCUCGUGUGCGACUUUGCUCGCAAGGAGGUGCGCUUGACGAUCACUCCGGGCACUUCUCGUCAACAGGGUGAGGAAACGGAUGAUAUAUUCGGAAGAUCCAUACGGGACCUCGCCACUCAACUAUUCGGAAGUCAAACUUUCAUAGCAUCGUACAAGCCUUCAAACAUCGAAUCCCUCGUCACCGAGGAUACUAGCUCGUCCCGGAGGAUCUUUUUAAAAGCUCGAGCUUCUCCACUCUUCUACCUCCAGCAGGCGUCGGGAUCCCUCGCAGGCACCCAACAAGCGCAGCGUCUUUCAAGCCUUACUGGCAAUUCCGAUAUGCCACCUGGCUGUCAUAGUCUCUGUGUCGUUUUCGUCAAUGCUUCUGACGAGGAGGCGUUUCUGUUGCGUUGUCGACGCCUAGGUCUAGAAGAAGACCGUAGACAAACAACCAUUGACGUUCGCAACAAUCUUUGGUCGACGGAUGUCAUGGACGAAUUGGACCAGUUUCUUGCAGAACUCCGGUUUUCCGUUGCUUGGGAGGUGCAGAAGGCGGUUUCUACAUCCGUCCUCUCCCCACGCGAGGUUAUGUCUAUACGCAGGGACAUAACCUUGCUUGACAGAGAGGCUGGAGAGCACGCCCCCCGCAUCUUCCUCAGGUUUUCCGGGCUUAUAGAAGAGACUCAUUUGCAGGAGCUUCGCCGACCGCGACCUCGGCGCCGACGUCGCAAACAAAAACAGUCACCUCAUUUCUCCACGUCUGACCCAUCUUUCUUAUCCAAUGCCCUGAUAGAGGCCGUCAAAGCCGUCAAGGAAGAGCUGCUGGCGCCACGGGGCCUUUUAACCUCACCUCUGGCUCGGGAUGGAGCCUAUGAAGCCUACCAUCUGAUAUUCACUCCUUCGACCUAUAUUCUAGACGGUCCGUUACCAGACCAAUCUAACAGUGUCCUCCGGAGAUUCGGGAACCAUGAAUGUUUCCUCCGUGUUUCGUUCCAGGACGAGAACCGCGCGCCUCUUCGCCGCGACUUCGAGUACUCCAUUAGCGAGCUGAUGCAAAAACGCUUUCGACCCAUCUUCCUCGGGGGUCACAAAGUUGCGGGUCGACACUACGAAUUUCUGGGCUAUUCCAUGAGUGGGCUCAGGGAACACUCAGUUUGGUUCGUGACACCAUUCACCUCGGACAAGGGAAUAACGAUGGACGCCGAGACGAUUCGAGGCCAGUUGGGUGACUUCAGUGAACUACAGUACAAGCCCGCCCGUCUUGGAGCCAGGUGGUCUCAAGCCUUCUCCACCACUGAUCCAUCUGUUACUCUUGAACGCCGAGAAAUACAAUACGUCAACGAUAUUACGUCAGCCUCAGGGAACUGUAUGACGGAUGGCUGCAGUUCAAUUUCCAUUGAGCUUGCUCGCGAAAUAUGGACAUCUUUAAACAGGACACGAAGGCGAACUUUCCCUCUAAAGUUCCCUCCGUCCGCGUUCCAGUUUCGCUUGGGAGGGGCCAAAGGCGUCGUUGUUCAAAACCCUGAUCUGAAUGAUAGAGUAGUCUGCCUGCGAAAGUCCCAACGGAAGUUCGAGGCACCAAACGUAUUGACAUUCGACGUUCAGUCUCAUACAGCUCGCCCUCGGCCAAUGUUUCUCAACAGACCUCUGAUCGCCAUCCUCGAGCACUUGGGCGAACAGGACACGAUGGAUCGUAUCCUAGAGUUGCAGCAUGCAGAUAUCCAAGAGGCCCAAGGUGUCCGCUCGUCAUUCCGGGAUGCCGCAAAGAUGCUCCAAGUACACGGCCUCGGCGCAUCGUUCCAUCUGACAUCUCUUUUUGGGAACCUUGCCAAGGAGCUUAACAUGAGGGUAUGGACGCGAGAAUCUGACGACGGCUGGCAGAAUGAGGUCGUUAUCGAUGCCCUACGAUGCAUUUCUACGCAUGCGCUACGCGAGCUCAAAUAUCGCGCCCAUAUCCGUGUUCCAGGCUCGUACACUCUCAUGGGAGUCUCUGACGAGUGGAAUUGCCUAAGGCCUGGAGAGAUAUUUGCCACUGUCCGCGACAUCAGGAAUGGCUUGGACAAGCCUAUUGUGGGGCGAGUAGCUGUGACCCGUAGUCCUCAGAUCCAUCCUGGAGAUAUCCAAGUCGUCACAGCCGUUAGGCGACCGGAGCUAGAGCACUUGACUAACGUCGUUGUAUUCUCGACUCAAGGAGAUCGUGCACUACCUUCCUUCUUAGGCGGCGGUGAUCUUGAUGGCGACGACUUCAAUCUAAUUCUCGAUGAGGCUCUCUUCCCAACCGCUAACAGCGAACCGGGAUCCUAUGUCAGUUUACCAAUCAAGGAAACUACUCAUCCCUGCGGCAUCGAAGAUGUUGUGGACUUCGUUUUCAACUACUUUGAAACGGAUCUUGUUGGGCGGAUAGCCAUCAUGCACCUUCGGUUCGCCGACUUGGAAGACCCUGGUUGCGCUAGCUGCAUGACACUUGCUGAGCUUGCCGCCCAAGCUGUUGACUUCCCGAAGACAGGAACGCCUGUUGAUUUCAAACUUCUCCCCAGGCUACCGGACAAGGAGAUCAAACCCGAUUUCCUCGCCAGAGAAGGCGAAAACCCACAUAAGAAUGAACGUUUCUACGAGAGCCAGAAACUCCUUGGUGAACUCUUCCGCCGUGUACCUCUUCAGGAUUGGUCACCGGGGUUUUGGAAUAAAGAAGAAUCUCCCUUCGACGUAAACACUGUAUAUGCAGCAAUCCGACGAGCUCGACCGUGGACCCUGGGAUUACCCAUACUCGGAAAGCCUUCUCCAGUACUAUGGGAGGAGAUGAUGGGCCUCUGCGAGGCGUACUGCGAUCAACUAUAUGCCAUUGCGCAAACCCAUACUGUGUCGAGAGAUAAGGACGAUUACAUCUCAGAAGCGGAGCUCGUGAGCGGGACUAUUAUAGCCAACUGGUCGGACCAUCGCAAGCGUAGAGAGGCUGUCAACGCCAUGAACUUGCAGGUUCUAGUGCGCCAGGUCCGUCAAGAAUUGCGACCUCAGAGACACGAGCCUGAUGUCGAGGACUCGGAAUACGACACAUUCGAUUGGGAUGACGAAGAUGAAGAUGACGUCGCUGUUGCGGCGGAGACGUUUACUCGGGCAUGGGCUGCACUGCUCGUGGCUGCAUCUGUUCUGCGGGAUGACCCGACCACCUUUGGUCCACAAAGCUUCGGUUUGAUAGCGCUUGGCCGGAUGCUGGAGAUAAUGAAGAAUGCACAGCAGGACCUGUAA
This is a messenger RNA of Coniophora puteana RWD-64-598 SS2, 3672 nucleotides long. RefSeq names its product RdRP-domain-containing protein. Gene Ontology annotation, biological process: siRNA processing. The transcript is spliced from 6 exons. Gene Ontology annotation, molecular function: RNA-directed RNA polymerase activity. The coding region runs from base 1 to 3672 and encodes 1223 amino acids. The record is from RefSeq and is a predicted model, not a curated record. NCBI's taxonomy places the organism in Eukaryota, Fungi, Basidiomycota, Agaricomycetes, Boletales, Coniophoraceae. Gene Ontology annotation, cellular component: nuclear RNA-directed RNA polymerase complex.